Paramuricea clavata is the source of this 1684-nucleotide messenger RNA. NCBI's taxonomy places the organism in Eukaryota, Metazoa, Cnidaria, Anthozoa, Malacalcyonacea, Plexauridae. The record is from the annotation of a GenBank genome assembly.
AUGGGAACUGUCUGGACAGCUAUUUCUCUGAUGAAGCCAGGGUGCUACAUGGCAUCAAUUGACCUCAAAGAUGCCUACUACUGUGUUCCUGUUGAUCAAGAACACCAGAAAUAUCUAAAAUUUAUGUGGAAAGGCACCCUGUACCAAUAUACUUGUUACCCAAAUGGGUUAGCCUGCUGUCCCAGAAAAUUUACCAAACUAAUGAAGCCAGUAUAUUGCACCCUCAGGCAGGCAGGCAGGCAGGCAGGCCAUUUGUCAGUGGGGUACAUUGAUGAUUCGUACCUCCAAGGGAAUGAUUAUGAUCAAUGUCUUGAAAACAUCAAAGAUACAAUAACAUUGUUUAGCAAAUUGGGGCUAGUCACUCACCCAGACAAAUCAAUACUACAACCCACACAACAAAUUGUAUUUUGGGGUUUUCAGCUCAAUUCCCUUACUAUGACAGUUUCUCUUACACCUGAGAAAGCUUGUAAAGUGAAAGAUGCUUGUGCAAAUUUGUUGAUAAAUGCUUCACCCACUAUACGAGAGGUAUCCCAAGUGUUAGGGUUAUUAACCUCAAGUAUGCCUGGGGUAAUGCAUGGGCUGGCUGGAUAUGGAUAAAUCACAGGCACUACACUUCAACAAGGGGGACUUUGAUAAAAUUAUGGUGUUAUCCCCUCAAGCAAAGGCAGACCUAAAAUGGUGGGCUGACUCCAUAGAAACUGCCUACAAUGUUGUGAGUCAUGGGGAGCCUGUCCUUACCCUGGCUACAGAUGCAUCCAAAAUAGGGUGAGGGUGCACAACACAAGAUACUCCCACUGGAGGCCAUUGGACUCCAGAAGAGGCUUCAAAUCACAUUAAUUAUUUAGAAAUCAAAGCGGUCUUGCUUGGUUUACAGUCAUUCGACAAAGUCGUUGGCGGCAAGCAUGUCAAAGUUCUUGUCGACAAUACCACUGCUGUGUCAUGUAUAAAUCAAAUGGGUACAUGCCAUUCUAAGGAUUUAAAUUGCUUAGUUAUCAGUAUCUGGGAGUGGUGCAUAAUUCAUAGUGUCUGGCUAACUGUUGCCCACAUUCCUGUUACUGAGAAUGUGAUUGCUGACCAAGAAUCUAGAAAAAUCAGAUCCGAAACAGAAUGGGCUUUAGAUUUACGUACCUUCCAAAGGGCAGUAAAAGAGUGUGGAUUCACACCAAAUAUAGACUUGUUUGCUUCCCGCUUAAAUACCAAGUGCACAAAAUAUGUCUCAUACCGUCCCAACCCUGGGGCACAGGCAGUCAAUGCCUUCACAAUUCCUUGGGGUAACCUUCAGUUCUAUGCCUUUUCCCCGUUUAGUAUUAUCCUGAAAGUCUUGCAUAAGGUGAAUUGUGAGAUAGCCACAGGACUCAUAGUUGUGCCCCACUGGCCGACACAGUCUUGGUGGCCUUACUUAACAGAUAUGCUCAUUGCAAAACCCAUUAUUUUACCUAGAAAACCAGACCUUUUGUACCUACCGUCAGAGCCUCAAAGGAUUCAUCCACUCAGCAAGACAAUCAGACUUCUACUAUGCAAAGUGUCAGGUGAUUACUCAAGGGUCAAGGACUUUCGGACUCAGCUACAUGUAUCAUACUACAGUCCUGGAGAGAUGGUACUAGGAAACAGUAUACAACAUACCUGCGACAGUGGGAACAGUACUGUCAUCAGUGGGAGAUUGAUACCUUUUCAGCAACUGUGA